Molecule: messenger RNA, 1881 nt
Organism: Cladophialophora carrionii CBS 160.54
Lineage: Eukaryota; Fungi; Ascomycota; Eurotiomycetes; Chaetothyriales; Herpotrichiellaceae
Exons: 3
Coding region: 1-1881 (626 amino acids)
Source: RefSeq, a predicted model, not a curated record
AUGGCCCCAUUUGAUCCUAUCGAGAGAUAUGGUGCUGGGUGGAAGACACACGACGAUGGACGUGAAUCACGUGUACUACGAGUCGUGAUCAAGGACGGGAGGUACUGUUUCGAAGAUCGACAUACGGGGAGGUUCCAACCGAUAGCCAAUGCAAUAUCUCCCAGCGAGGAAAGUAGCACGCCGAGAUCUGAACGAGAUCAACUACCCCGACGCCUGGAACGUCCUGAAGGACGUGGUGCUCAGCAGGAACCUCGACGACGGGAACAUCAAGCACCGAUUCCACAAGGCUACGAGUUGCAGACUGCCGCUGCAGGCUCGCGUUCAACGUCGCACCCGUCUGCUAGUGAGACUACAGCAUCACAUCGCGGAGUACCGAUCCGAACACGGAGGCCAUCACAAGACGCCCAACCAGGUAACCUCACACUGGAUAAACCCACCUUGGAAAACUCGUCUCAGUCUGACCUCCUUCUCGGCUUCAUCGCUAUUAAAUAUGGUGACCUCGAGGAAUGCAACGCCUUCAUCAAGAAGCAUAAGCGCAUCCUGGACGUGGAUCCUCAAGCUCUUCUGAACUCUGCAGUCCAGCCCAGGAGAACUGCAGACGAUCUGCAUACUCUCCGUUGCGUCCAGCGCUAUGUCAUCCUCAAAGCUUGCAAAAGUCGCAAUGCUCGCGAACGGGAUGACUAUCUUCAUCAUCUGGGGGGAAAGGGCGAAGAGGGCAAGGACGACCGGGUGGAGUAUGCUCGAGACCUUAAGCAGACACUGGACUCCGUGAGCCGCCUGUUGAAGGCCGACCCCACCGCAAGCCGCGAAUCAACGCUGUCCACAUCCAGAAAUCAGGGUUCUGGCAAUGAUCAAAUGAACAUGAAGGACCAAAGCCAGCAAUCGUACAGCGUCCCCGGCCUUCCCGUUCCGUCGUAUCGGCCGCCGGCGAUGUCAAGCACAGCUACAUAUGAGACCACAGCGUCAUUUUCGUCCUAUGGGCAGCAGACCAGUCGUGUUCAAUCCAACCAGACGAGUGGAGAGGUACAGGGCAGGACCUUUCCCCAUCCGUCAGGCACCACUGCGCCGUUUAUGCCAGCUAGACACAACAGCGGACGCGGAGACUGUCAUGUACCUGCGGUUCCCUCUAUCCCGAUUUCGCGCGCGAGCACGAAUUCUGAGCAUGGAAAUAAGGCAACCCAUGAUCAGAGCGGAUCGCGGGGAACUGGAUUAUCUUAUGCUCAUCCUCCAAGGGAAUUCCAGCCUCGCCGCAACAGGUUUAUCUUGCCGACUGUUGGCGGCUUGGACAAUGUCGAGUUCAGGGGUCUACCCCAGCUUCAGGUGGCAGACACUGAGCUUCUCGAUGCAAACUACACCUUACGUGACGAUGCCAGAACCUUCUUCUCUGAGGGAAGGGUCUUUUCGAUGAUGUUCCACGAAAACUUUGGCCUCACACGUGGUUUCCGUGGCAGCCUGCAGCCUCCCAGUCUUGACAGCCCCGGAGUGACCAAAGGACCGCGAGGUGAAUAUAUAUAUAGCCACAUCCGGAGAAUGGCUGUGGUCAGACAACGAAAAGGCUAUUGCAUUUGCGUGCCCAUCUACUCUUAUCGACAACGAGGCGUUACGAAGAAGGUCGGUGAUGACGGGGCUCAAGCGCACGCGAUCGUCUACUCAAGCCGUCGGAAGGAACCACCUGCAGCGUUGCCCGGAGAGCCCGAUUUCGAGAAGAAGGCCAUCGCCGUCGAGCUCGCAGAUGACCAGGAGUUGGGCCAUGCGAGCCGAAUCCAUUUUGGGAAAAUCCAUAGCAUCGAAUGGAAUAUCAAAGUGAUGACCAUCGGUCAUGUUGCCCAGCGUUCGAUGGUCGACUUUGAAACAUACUGGAAAGAAGAGUUGGCUCGCUAG